Molecule: messenger RNA, 708 nt
Organism: Vombatus ursinus (common wombat)
Lineage: Eukaryota; Metazoa; Chordata; Mammalia; Diprotodontia; Vombatidae
Product: probable inactive serine protease 37
Exons: 5
Coding region: 1-708 (235 amino acids)
Biological process (GO): proteolysis; positive regulation of acrosome reaction
Cellular component (GO): acrosomal vesicle
Molecular function (GO): serine-type endopeptidase activity
Source: RefSeq, a predicted model, not a curated record
AUGAAGUAUAUUUUUCUUUUUGUUCUCUUUGCUGGUGAAUUUUUCUUUGGUUAUACAGAUGAGCAGAAUGAUGAUCCUGCACCCUACCUCGCAUAUAUCAAAAACCAGUUUAGCCCCUGUGUAGGUGUUCUGAUCCAUCAACAGUGGGUCCUGGCAGCUGCUCACUGCUACUUACCAAGUCUCAAAGUGAAGUUGGGAAAUUUCAAGAAAAGAGUUAGAGAUGGAACAGAGCAGACUAUUAAUUCUGUCCAAAUCAUUCGUUACUGGAAUUUGAGCACAGAUGCUUCCGAGCACAACCUCAUGCUAAUCAAGCUAUCCAAACCUGCAGUUCUCAAUGAAAAGGUCCAGCCCAUGGCCCUGCCCACUAAAAACUUCCCUGCAGGCACAAGGUGUGUUAUCUCUGGCUUAGAUUGGAGCAUAAAAAAUAGUGGCAAACACCCUGACCUUCGGCAAACCUUCACAGCCCCUCUGCUACCAGACAAAGAGUGCCAGCAAACAAAACAAGGAAAAGUCAGCAAAAACAGGAUAUGUGUGAAAUUCUUAAAGUCAUUCGAGAGAAUUUUUAUGGAAGCUGCACUGGCUGCUGUCAUCUGCAAAGACAAGAUUCAAGGGAUAGAGGUUGGGAAUUUCCUAGGAGGUAACAUUGGUGUCUACACUAACAUCUUCCACUAUAUCCCUUGGAUCCAGAAAAUUAUAUCUACAAGAUGA